This is a messenger RNA of Nicotiana tabacum (common tobacco), 879 nucleotides long. Lineage: Eukaryota; Viridiplantae; Streptophyta; Magnoliopsida; Solanales; Solanaceae. The record is from RefSeq and is a predicted model, not a curated record.
AUGGGAGGUUGUGCUUCUUCCAUCUGGAAGAAAGCUUUGCCCUGUAAAUGGGUUUAUAAGGUCAAACAACAUGUUGAUGAUAGUAUUGAAAGGCUGAAAGCUCGUCUAGUUAUCAAAGGAGACAUUCAAAGGGAAGGCAUCGACUACACUGAAACUUUCUCUCCGGUGGUCAAAAUGACCAACAUUAGAUGUCUACUGUCUAUUAAUGUCAAGAAAGGGUGGGAUGUUUCACAAUUUGAUGUAAACAAUACGUUUCUACAUGGAGACCUGCAGGAGGAAGUAUACAUGAAGUUCCCUGCCGUUUACAUUGAUGAUAUCUUAAUUACUGGCAAUCAUCCUACUGAAUUAGCAGAACUCAAGGCUUUUCUUCAUUCAGAGUUCAAAAUUAAAGAUCUUGGAUUAAUACACUACUUCCUAGGCAUGGAAAUCUUACGAGAACAAGAUGGUUUUAUCAUUACUCAGAAGAAAUUUAUAGAAGACUUACUAUCUGAGUUUUAUUGCUCCCGUCUCUCCAUGGUGUCUUCUCCACUUGAUCCUUCUUUCAAACUAACAACUAGCUCCAGUUCAUCCCUAGCAGAUGCUUCAAUUUAUCGGCGUCUUGUUGGCAAGUUAAAUUACUUGACACAUACAAGACCCGACCUUUCUUUUACUGUUUUAACUCUAAGUCAAUACAUGCAAAAGCCUUGUCUUGAUCGUUUCAUAACAUCUCUCCGAGUUCUUUGUUAUCUCCGCACUAAUCCAGGGCAGGGGCUGCUUCUGAAUUCAAAGCCCUCUCUUUCUCUUUUGGUUUUUUGCGACGUUGACUGGGCCUCCUGUCGUGAUACUCGUCGGUCUAUCAGUGGGUUCUUUAUCAGCCUAGAGGGAUCCCCGGUCUCAUGA